AUGCUUAAUACUGAUGUUGCCAGAGUCUUCGGCCUAAAGGGCUCCAUGAUAAAACUGAAGCGAGGAUCGUUUCUGUGGUACCUUUACCUGGACAAGCUGUAUUGCUUAUUAUCUGUGAGAAAUGUGAAGGCCUUGGUGGAGUAUUUUCACCUUCUUGACGUGCACCGCAAGAAAACCUUGAAUGAUGUGCUGUUUUACCACUUCCUUCAUCAUGUGACUGACUUGAAACGGAACCAGAUCACAAUUGUGUUCAACAUGCUGGACUGGAAUGCGGUGGGCGAGAUUGGUUUUGACCAGUUCUACAUGCUGGUGUGCAUACUGCUGGCACAAGAGAACCAUUUGGAAGAGCAAUUUCUCUUCCGCCAUUCCCGGCCUGUUUUUGAGUUGCUUGACCUGGAUGGGGAGCUGAAAAUUGGCCCAGACAACUUGCACAUGUACAACUUUCUCUUUAAUAUUAAAAAAGAGCAACUCAGAGACCUCUACUAUAACUUCGACAUCACAGGUGACCGCCUUCUUAAUUACAAGGAAUUUAAGCUGUUUACUAUCUUCUCCAUGGACAAAUAUCAGGAGAGUCAAAAAGCAGAGAAAGAGAAGAAGAAUGAGAAAGCUUUACUCCAAAAGAAAGUGGCACAAGUUAACGAGAGCCAGAGAGAGAGUCUUCUUGGAACAAAACAGUUUGAAAGUAUAAGUAAUUACAAUUGUUAA
Molecule: messenger RNA, 705 nt
Organism: Rangifer tarandus platyrhynchus (Svalbard reindeer)
Lineage: Eukaryota; Metazoa; Chordata; Mammalia; Artiodactyla; Cervidae
Source: the annotation of a GenBank genome assembly